Paramisgurnus dabryanus is the source of this 1488-nucleotide messenger RNA. RefSeq lists its product as uncharacterized. Gene Ontology annotation, molecular function: GTP binding. The record is from RefSeq and is a predicted model, not a curated record. Lineage: Eukaryota; Metazoa; Chordata; Actinopteri; Cypriniformes; Cobitidae.
ACCGAUCAGCCUGCGCAGCGCUGAGUCAAACACAUCUGUUUCUCUCAAAAACACAUCUGUUCGCUCCAGGUUUCGUUUCUGUAUUAGUCCUGCCCCUCAAAAACAGCAAACUGACACUGAAAUUCACAGUUUCUGAGCUGUAAGACAAGCAAACAACACAAACUGGAAAACAUGUCGAACCAAGGACCAAGAAGGCCAUACAAUGUUCAAAGUAACAGAUGGAGGUCCUACAGAAACUCACAAGAGCCAAUAAAGAGUGAGCCACCUGCAGAAGACCUGACGCAAAACCAACUGCGUCUCGUCCUGGUGGGCAAAACAGGUGCAGGAAAGAGCGCAACAGGAAACACAAUCCUGGGAGAAGAGCGUUUUCGUUCUGAUAUGAGCAUGGGAUCAGUCACCAAAGAGUGCAAGCGAGAAUGUGGAACGGUGGCAGGACGAAACCUUCUGCUCGUAGACACACCUGGUCUAUUUGACACAGAUCUCACGAAUGAGCAACUACAACAUGAGCUAAUACAUUGUCUAGCUUUGUCUUCACCUGGUCCUCACGUGUUUCUGCUGAUCAUACCAAUCGAGCGUUAUACGGAGGAACAGCAGCGGACCGUGGACAUGAUUCGAGAGAUGUUUCAUGACGGCAUCACCCAUCGCACCAUCAUUGUGUUCUCUCACGCAGACAGACUUCGAGAACCUAUCGAUUUGUUCAUUUCAAAACAAAACCAAAAGGUUCAAGACCUCGUGGAAAUGUUUGGGAAGCGUUACAUGGCUUUUGACAACACAGAUCUGACAAACCAAUGUCAGGUUGUUCAACUGCUGGAGAUGGUGGAUAAGUUGCUGGUUCAGAAUAACAACACACACUUCACCAAUCAGAUGACGGAGGUAAUGCUGAAGGCCAAGGCAAUAAUAGAAGAGAGAAGAACGAAUAAUAUUAGGGAGGAUGUUCAGAAAAUGGCUGAUGAUCGCUGGACUGCGUUAACUGCAGACAUGAAAGAAGAUAGACAAGAUUCAGAGAGAAAAAAGAAGCGUGUCCAAGGCAGGAUUGAUCAAAUCAAGUCUGAUAUAAAAAAAGAGGAACAGAAUGAGAAACCCAUCCCAGAAAGACUAAGACGGUGGCGAGGAUCUCUGGAGAAGGAUCAGAUGAUCCUCAGAAGACUUGAGGAGGAAGAGAGGGAGAGAGUGGAGCGAGAGCGGACUGAAAGGAUCAGUCUGGAUGCAUGGAUGCACGAGGAGCAGAUGAUGAGAGAAAGUGAGAAGACUGAAGAUGAUUCAUAUUACACUCAAAUGCUGAUGAUGCUCACCAGCUUUCUGUCAGGGUUGGGUGUCACAUCGUUUGCAUCUUACCUCUUGAGUUUUCUGUUCCCUGCUGCUCCAGUUGUAGGGGGAGGUAGAAUAGCAGUAGGGACUUUAACCCAAAUGCUUGCUUUGACUGGAGAAGGCGGAGCUUUUGUUUUGCCAACUGCUAAUAAGGUUGCACCGCUGUGCACCAUACAAUAA